GUCGGCCUCGGCAAGUCGAUCCAGUUGAUCGGGCUCGUCCUCUCGAACCCCGCGCCGCCGGGCUGGGCCGCGGACGCGCUGCCCGCGACGACGACGGAGCCCGUCGCCGUCAAGAGCACGCUCCUCGUCUGCCCGGCGGCGCUCCUGCCGCAGUGGGAGCAGGAGCUCGCGACGCACGUCAAAGAGGGCGCGCUGACGCGCCACCUCUUCGGCGACGGCGACGGCGCCGCGCCGGACCUCGCGGCCUGCGACGUCGUGCUUUGCUCCUUCGAGACGCUCCGCGACGAGCUCCGCAAGUGCCACUUCGACGAGGACGACGGCCUGCCGCUGUCGACGCCGCUGGGCGCCGUGGGCUUCUGGCGCGUCGUCCUCGACGAGGCGCAGCUCGUCUGCCAGACGACGUCGAAGGCCGCUUUGAUGUGCUCGGCGAUCCUGCGGCGCCACGCGUGGGUCGUCACGGGCACGCCCAUCAACCGGUCGCCGGACGAGCUCCACGGCCUGCUGGCGUUCCUGGGCGUCGCGCCGCUCAGCGACAAGCACGUCUUC
Messenger RNA from Aureococcus anophagefferens, 546 nucleotides. RefSeq lists its product as hypothetical. The annotation marks the transcript as partial. The transcript is spliced from 3 exons. Gene Ontology annotation, molecular function: ATP binding; ATP-dependent chromatin remodeler activity. Lineage: Eukaryota; Pelagophyceae; Pelagomonadales; Pelagomonadaceae. The record is from RefSeq and is a predicted model, not a curated record.